CCCAAGCGAACGGCCAGCGAUCAACGUUUGGCCCACCAGCACACUCGAGAGCGAUAACGAGCAGCUGAUUCCGCCCGAUCUUAGCUGAUCUUAGCUGAUUUUAGCUGAUUUUCGCCACUUCCACUAUCUGGCCCCGCAGCAGCAGCAGCGGCAAGAGCAACAACAAGGGCACCGCAUCGCGUCGCAUCGCUCUCCCCCGCAGCAGCAGCAACAACAACGGCCCCACGGCGAUCUGUGACAAGACAAGGCAACAACAACGGCCAGCCAAAAAGUGAAGUGAACUCUCGGGCGCUCUCGCCUCUCGUCUCGCCUCGUCGCGGCUCUCCUCUCGCGCCUCUCCCGUCCCGCUGCGUCGGCAAACUUCGGCUCGGGCUUUUCAACUUCGGCUUCUCGGCUCCGGCUUGUAAAUUACUUGCAAAGUUAAUUUUAGUCUCGGCUUUUAAUACCGUUUUAGUGCGUUUUCGAGUUGGUCGUGCGCCUUCCGUCUCUCCGAAAACCGAAAUAAAAUUCAUUCAAUCAUUUCCAAAACUGAACUCGAAGCCAAGCCAGCGCAGCACAAGAGCGGCCAACUGAAUGUGACUUUCCCGGUGACCGCACAUCCUCGUGACUUUUUUUUCGGAUCCCUUUUUUUUCCAACGGAAAUGUAAACCACUCGCCCCAAAGCCCCUCCCAAGCUUCCUGCUUCGCAGUCCAGAACAAAAGCGACAAGGUCCAGUUGCAUAACGCCUGAUUGCCGAAAAUAAAGCAAAAACAAACGACAUACAGUCGAAAACAGUAAUAUCAUAAUUCAGGCAUCCCGCAACGCGCUCACCCACACCAAGGCGACGCCUUCAAAGACGGAAGUGCAUUUUUUUUUCGUUAAGCGGCCAAGCAGCGCAUCCUGUUUUCGGGCCGUCCACACACGCUCGCGCGCACACGCACCCGAACACACGCGCGCACACAGUGACGCCUGGGAGUCGCUCUCUCGUAUAAGAGUCGCAGAACCACAGUAACGCCCACUCUUCCCUCGGGUUAAUUGAUUAACCAGGCCCAGAUACAUUCAGCCGGGAGCGGAGAACACAAAGAGCCAGCAAGAUGACUGGUUUCACGAACGCCGGCUUCGAGAACGACGAGCCCGUCAAGCCAAAAGCUGGUUUCGAGCCCGACACCGCCUCGCUGCGAGAGAAAGUUGUGCUGAAUCCGGGCGAGAAAUGGCGCAUCUUAAAGAAUAUCUCGAUCAUCUCGAUCGCCUUCAUGGUGCAGUUUACAGCGUUUCAGGGCACGGCCAAUCUGCAAUCCUCCAUAAACGCCAAGGACGGCCUGGGCACGGUGUCGCUGAGUGCGAUCUACGCCGCCCUGGUGGUGUCCUGCAUCUUCCUGCCCACGCUGAUCAUCCGGAAGCUGACGGUCAAAUGGACCCUGGUCUGCAGCAUGCUCUGCUACGCCCCCUACAUCGCCUUCCAGCUCUUCCCGCGCUUCUACACCCUGGUGCCCGCCGGCAUCCUGGUGGGCAUGGGCGCCGCCCCCAUGUGGGCGUCCAAGGCCACCUACCUGACGCAGGUGGGACAAGUGUACGCCAAGAUCACGGAGCAGGCGGUGGACGCCAUCAUCGUGCGGUUCUUCGGCUUCUUCUUCCUGGCCUGGCAGUCCGCUGAGCUCUGGGGCAAUCUCAUCUCCAGCUUGGUGCUCUCCAGCGGCGCCCAUGGCGGCAGCAGCAGCUCGAACACGACCAUCAGCGACGAGGACCUGCAGUACUGCGGCGCCAACUUCUGCACCACCGGCAGCGGCGGUCACGGCAACCUGGAGCGCCCGCCAGAGGACGAGAUCUUCGAGAUCUCGAUGAUCUACCUGUCCUGCAUCGUGGCCGCCGUGUGCAUCAUCGCCUUCUUCCUGGAUCCCCUGAAGCGUUAUGGUGAGAAGCGCAAGGGAUCCAACUCGGCCGCCGAGCUCUCGGGACUGCAGCUGCUGUCCGCGACGUUCCGUCAGAUGAAGAAACCCAACCUGCAGCUCCUCAUCCCCAUUACCGUUUUCAUUGGCAUGGAGCAGGCCUUCAUUGGAGCCGAUUUCACCCAGGCGUAUGUCGCAUGCGCCUUGGGAGUGAACAAGAUCGGCUUUGUGAUGAUCUGCUUCGGAGUGGUGAAUGCACUCUGCUCAAUCCUCUUCGGGUCCGUGAUGAAGUACAUCGGACGCACGCCCAUCAUUGUGCUGGGCGCCGUCGUGCACUUCACUCUGAUCACCGUUGAGUUGUUCUGGCGCCCCAAUCCCGACAAUCCCAUCAUCUUCUACGCCAUGUCCGGACUCUGGGGAGUCGGCGAUGCCGUCUGGCAGACGCAGAUCAACGGACUGUACGGGUUGCUCUUCCGCAGGAACAAGGAGGCCGCCUUCUCCAACUACCGCCUGUGGGAGUCCGCCGGCUUCGUGAUCGCCUACGCCUACGCCACCACGCUCUGCACGCAGAUGAAGCUCUACAUCCUGCUGGCGGUGCUCACGCUCGGCUGCAUCGGCUACGUGAUCGUCGAGAUCCUCUACAGGAAGAAGCAACGCAAGGUCAAGAAGCAGGAGAGGCUGGAGGCCGCGGAGAAGGAGAAGGAGGCCGCCGCCGCCGCUGCUGCCGCCGCCGCCCUGGCCGCCGCCGAGGCAGGACCUGGUGGCGUCGAGGAGACCGACGACGAGCUGGACGAUCUCGAGGAGGACAUUGUGGUCACGCGCCUGUAAAUGUUUUAUUCUCCCCCAAGUACACCCCCAAAGCCCCACAAGUCCCUCACACACCCCACAUUCCAUCAAGUUAUCGAUAGAUUGAACGAGAGCGACAGAGAGUAAUAUCAGGAGCGUCAUCGAUCCAAAUGCAAAAAAGACAACAAGAUUUAAAGAACGAAGGUGGAAAGUACUAUCGAUAAACACUAAAACUAGCAUGCCUAUCGAUCGACAAAAACGCUCCGUGAUCGAUAAACAAUACCAACUAGCGCCGAUAGCCGGCCGGAACGCGUUGCAUACUUUUGUGGUUGUAGUUUUGUAAUAGAACAUUUGUACCCCUCACCCCCGGAAACCCGCUCCUGCAAGAGAAAAACCAUUUAGCUCAAAGUCCAACCGAGUUUGGCUUAACUUUAGUUUGUACAUACAGAGAAGAGAUCGAAAAGGGCGAAAUGCAAAUAAUGCAAAGGCAGUGAGAAACCCCGAAAAUGCAAAACUUUUGUGUGUUAGUCUAGGCGUAAGCACACUUGUACUUAGUCACUAUGCACGCCUUAGUUUCAAGUGCUGAUUUAUCGAUACAUACUUAUCGAAAAACAAGUGUAGGUACUUUGUCGAUGCAAAUUGGCAGAGUCGUUCGCUUGUUUCCAAAUAGGUACGCCCCGAAAGCUUUCACUGGUGAAAUAGCAAAUAGAUGUUUGAAAUUCAGCGAAAUGUGAUGAUCGAUAAAUUAGGACUUGAAAAUAAAACGUUCGUAGGCACUUGGUAUCACACAACCAUACAAACACGCGCACACACCUACACACGAGGCACACACACUGCAGCAGUGUGUGUGCUUGCGAUGCCUAACAAAUUGUUAUUUUAUUUUAAAACGUAUUUUAACUAUAGUCUAUCCCUAAACGAAAAUUGUAACAUCCCCCUUUCUUGUAAAUUGAGUUUUCUGCUUUCUG
Drosophila biarmipes is the source of this 3617-nucleotide messenger RNA. Its product is annotated as UNC93-like protein. Gene Ontology annotation, biological process: regulation of muscle contraction; regulation of potassium ion transport. Gene Ontology annotation, molecular function: potassium channel regulator activity. Gene Ontology annotation, cellular component: striated muscle dense body; plasma membrane. The coding region runs from base 1075 to 2694 and encodes 539 amino acids. Lineage: Eukaryota; Metazoa; Arthropoda; Insecta; Diptera; Drosophilidae. The record is from RefSeq and is a predicted model, not a curated record. The transcript has 6 exons.